AUGGGCAAAUACAUGGUGGAUGGCUGCAGGGAGUACUGCCCAAAGAACCCUAACACUGACCUCCUUUGUGCUGCUUGCGGUUGUCACCGGAACUUUCACAGGAAGGUGACCAUCUUCGACCUUGAGAUGACUGAAACCAGUGGCAACUACAGUCCUGGUGGUCAGAACAUCAUCACCCCGAAAGAAGAGAGCUUCGACCUUGAGGUAGCCUUGCCGAUGCUCGACACCGGCGGAGAGGAUGAGAGGUCGAACCAGCUGGUCACAUCGGCACAGCAGCAUAAGAUAAAGCCUGAAUCUGAAUUCAUGGACGAGCUGGUCGACCAGAUGCGAGCUUUUUCUGAGAGGCUGGGGUGGUCGACGAGGUACCGCACCCGGGAGGAUGAGAUUAAAGGGUUUUGUGCCCACAUGGGUAUCAGCAGGACGGUGUUCAAGACGUGGCUGCACAGCUUUACUAAUAAUUAUGGUCGUGGAUCUAGCUCUAAGAAAAAUCGUUCCUCGGCGAGGGACAAGAUCUGA
Messenger RNA from Rhodamnia argentea, 516 nucleotides. Its product is annotated as zinc-finger homeodomain protein 5-like. NCBI's taxonomy places the organism in Eukaryota, Viridiplantae, Streptophyta, Magnoliopsida, Myrtales, Myrtaceae. Gene Ontology annotation, cellular component: nucleus. Gene Ontology annotation, biological process: regulation of developmental process; regulation of DNA-templated transcription. The transcript has a single exon. The coding region runs from base 1 to 516 and encodes 171 amino acids. The record is from RefSeq and is a predicted model, not a curated record. Gene Ontology annotation, molecular function: DNA-binding transcription factor activity; transcription cis-regulatory region binding.